GCAUCAGUUGUUCAAGCGCAGCGGUCAUCUCAUUCCUCUCCUCGUCAAUGGGACCAUGUUGCACUUGGAUUCUAUAUAGAAAAACCACCAUCUGUGUCGUGAUAAUAUCAUUUAUUUUCAAGCACGACCAAAAGUGAAGAACACACCAGCAGCAGAGUGCGUGCACGUGGAACCAAGUAGACCCAGAGAAGUUUUCCGUCAUGGGAGCGCGUGGAUGGAGCUCGGCGCGUCUUGGCUUCGUCGUUUGUGGAUAUUUGGCGUUUUUCUGCGCAGAGAUUGUUCCGCGGGCUGAGGCGGGCUGCGGGGAGAGGGAGAGCCCGAACUGCUGCACCGGCCGGAAUAACGAAUGCUCCGAGUACAGCAAGAGAAAAACGGUGUGCUACUGUGAUACCUACUGUCAGAAGACCGGAGACUGCUGCGAGGACUACCAGCGGGUGUGCCAAAUAUCUGCAGCCAUUGACUGUGUGGUGGGAUCAUGGGGUCCCUGGUCAGCAUGCACGUCUCCGUGUGGAGUCGGCAGCACAGAGAGGAGUCGCCAGGUUUCUGUUCCCCCCAGAAAUGGAGGCACGCCCUGUCCAGACCUCAAGCAGCGUCGAGGAUGCUUCGGGAACAACGCCAUAUGCAGCACUGCCAAAGAGGUGGCAAAGAUCCUGCCUGACUCUUUCAAGAGGAGCUUCAAAGACCCGUGGAGACGACCACACAUGCUGAUGAAGGAGGAGAAGGCCAGUUACUGUGUGUACCUGCGGGUGAAGCAGACCAGUGCAGCAUGUAAACUCAAACUGUGGAGUGCUCAGCUGGUGAGAGAGAGGCUGAUCUGCGCUGAGUGUCAGAGCGAUGCCAUGUCGAAGUCGGACCGCUGCGGAGGUGACGGCCGGGAGAGCACCAGGACGUUCUGGGCAGCAGCUUCAGUCCCAGGAUGUCACGGCUCCUGGGUCCGGGAGUCGUCUUCAGAGGGCUGCCGCUGUCCUCCCUACUCCGUGCUCUUUGUGUGAGCCGACGUUCGAACCCCGGACAUCCGUGUGCAGGGACGACAUUCCCCUCGACGCCCCCUACUCACUGUGGAGCGCCCUGCCAGCCAAGCCACACCCCUUCAAUCCAGGUCCUUGGAUGGGUAGCUCAAGGAGAUCAACAGCAUCCUGCCACUUUUUUGUCUUUUUCACCUCAUACUCUGUACUGUAUAAACUAUUACUAUAAGCACACAGAAAUCGUUUUGCAUUUAACUUCAGAUUUCCCCGCCACAUUAUGUACUUUCUCUCCUAUAAAGCACAGCAACAUCUAAAUACCUUUUUACCUCUCAAUCUUUGCUAUCUACCUCCAUCAAUGCAAGUGCAUUUUGUUAAUGCAUAAUGUAUAAAUAUAUAAAUAUAUUAUUUUGCUUUAUACAUUUUCUACUUUUGAUUGUUUAUGUGUAAUGUAUAUGUGUCUAUAUAGCUACACUUGUUGUAUCCAACAGUUUAAACACCAAACACCCAGUUUAAGCCCCGAUUCACAGGGCCCUCAAUCACCUGCUGGCUAGAGAUGCUGAAAACUGGUUCAAAUCUUAUCCAUCGCUAGAAUCCUUAAGCCAAUAUGUAUGUGUAUUUUUACCGUUUUGUCCCUGUGGUCAUUUCUUUUUUAACAAAACAUUAAUGCCAGCAAGUCAAGGUGAAUAUCAGGUAUUGAUUCUCAGGUGCUUCGAUUUUGUGUCUCUGUCUCCCAUCGAGCUUCCUCGUUCACGUCUGCCUCUUCUCACGGCGAGUCACCGAUGUUUUUCAGGGUUUAGAAAGUGACUCACCCCUGAAAUCAGUCCCAUCUGUUUAGACCUAAUAUUGUUGGAGAGGAAAAAAGAGCCAUUGAAGAGAAUUUCACUAUGGUUCUCUCUGUCCUCGGUGGCCAAGACUGAAAGGAAAGGCUUCGUCAAUGUUUUUCUCUGUGUCACUCUCACUUCGCGAGGGAGUUCAAUCCAAUUAGAGUAUCUUCCAAUACAAGUAUCCCUUAUUUUGAUAAUCAGCAAAGUGUCCUCCCACCUCCUCGCACUGUUCCUCCUUUUCUUCUCUCCUCUGACUACAUGUUUUCUCUCAAAGAAACUGUCAAAAUUCCCCAACAUCUCUUGUUCGCCUGGUUUUAUACGAGGACUCGUGUAGCACCAGUAAAACUCUCUCCUCCCUGCAACUCUCCGACUUUCUCUCCCUUGUCUGUGCCUAUGUUUGUGUGUUUAUUUAUUAUAAAGCAAGCGAUGAUUUUAUUAGUGCAGCGCAGUAUACUCUGUACACUGUCCAUCAGUAAGAAAAUAAACAACUAU
Molecule: messenger RNA, 2281 nt
Organism: Platichthys flesus (European flounder)
Lineage: Eukaryota; Metazoa; Chordata; Actinopteri; Pleuronectiformes; Pleuronectidae
Product: somatomedin-B and thrombospondin type-1 domain-containing protein
Exons: 5
Coding region: 201-992 (263 amino acids)
Source: RefSeq, a predicted model, not a curated record